Molecule: messenger RNA, 1683 nt
Organism: Effrenium voratum
Lineage: Eukaryota; Dinophyceae; Suessiales; Symbiodiniaceae
Source: the annotation of a GenBank genome assembly
GGGGUAGCCUCAAAACAGACACCCCCACAUGAGUCUGAGCAUGAUUCAAGCUGGUUGGUACUGUCACCACCCUGUGGGGAGUACGUGGCAGGGCUUGGGGAAGGUUGGCAGGUGCGGUAUCCCAACUCCGAGACAGUUUCCGUCCGACUGCGGGAUGAGCCAAGGGUCGCGGGAAGCCGCAGCGUCGCUGGUGGAAGAUGGCUGCUAUCGCAAGACGUUGGGCAGUUCAGCGUUGAGUCAGCGAAGUUCAUCCAAGAGGAAGAAAGGGCGUCAGAGAGGGAAAGCCAGCUGCGACAGAAUCGGCAAGAAGAAGUCGCGAAAGAGUUGAAUGGCAGGGUGUACCGUGCCUUGCUUCGGAGACAAAAGUGCUUAGUCGUGCCGAGCAUACUUAUCACCAGCAUGUUUUUGGGUUCCAUGGUGUUCUGCGCUGUGAAGGCGUUUGAGACCACGCCAGACCAACUGCAAGCAGUGGGGCUCAGUGUCGCAGCACUUUUUCUGUGGUGGUGCUCUUGCGUAGGCUUCAAUGGCAUUUGGUUUGCUCUGCCAGAUGCUGGCGAACGCCAGGAUUUCGAGACCGCAGUCCAUUCAGCACUACAAGCUCUCCAGUGUGGUCUACGACAAGCAGGGCUGCGACUGGAAGCACGUAGCUACGUGGCUCGCUGGCAUUCCCGUCAUCGGUCUGGGCUGUGUGGUGGCUAUCACGGCGGCCUACGGCUUUGUGGCGGUGGUUGUGAUCCUAUGGGCUCCAGCAGCUGUGCUGCUGUGCCUGCUGCUUCGUGUGUUGCGUCAACGUCCGGCAAGAGGACACGGAGUGGGUCGUAAAGUGCACUGCCAGGGCAUAUGCUGCUUUGGAGUGCUUCUUCAUGUGGCCAUGGCGGAUCCUGCAGCACUGCUUCGGUACGAACCUGAAGUUCCUGCAAGCGCCGCAAAAGAGUCCCUGGAUGUGGCGGUGCUCAACACCCACCAGCACACAAUCGUCUUCGAGGGCAACGUGCUUCCGGGCCUCCACAGUCACGUCCUGGCCUGGGAAAUACGAGUCCGCUUGGGACACCGUGGUGGCGGGCGCUCGGCACGAGGAACUCAGCGCCGCUGUGGUGUUCCUCCCGAAAGGUUCGCGCCACUACGGGCAUCAUGACCAAAUCCCUGCAAAGGAGCUGCAAGACUUGGAGGGCUGUUGGUGCAAGCUUUUGUGAGAAGAAAAGCCAUGGGGAUGCAGGUGGUGGACGCGCUGAAUCGAGAAUGUAGAGAAGGCAGUCCAACAGGGUUGCACCCUGGUUGUUUUCUAUUUUAAUGGCACGAAGGGUCAAGGCAAGGUGAAGAGCUUCACCUCCGCCGGAGCCGAGCAUUUGCGUAGAGAGAGGAUUUUUAGUCGAAAGCCCGAGUUUGAGAAAUCAGCUGCCAUGCAGAAAGCCCUAGACGCUGGCCUUGAGAACCUCUCCAGAGCGAGAGGUCCAGAUUCAUCUUCUCGAUCUCGAUAUUCGUCCAUCGACUUUUGGCCUGGCUUCCCGAGCGCCACUUAGAGUCCGAAGGACUUGGAAAUCAGGCUGAAGUGGCCUGGCCUUUGAGAAAGGGUUAUCCCUACGAGGAGGUCUUUGAACGACUUGCCGCUUCGCAGGCGAUAGCUGCUCUUGCUAAAGGCCCUUGCGAACGGGCAAGCUGCAAUAGUCUUGUAGAAACAGGUGG